Molecule: messenger RNA, 2280 nt
Organism: Mus musculus (house mouse)
Lineage: Eukaryota; Metazoa; Chordata; Mammalia; Rodentia; Muridae
Gene: Eme1
Product: essential meiotic structure-specific endonuclease 1
Exons: 10
Coding region: 78-1847 (589 amino acids)
Biological process (GO): double-strand break repair; resolution of mitotic recombination intermediates; replication fork processing
Cellular component (GO): endodeoxyribonuclease complex; nucleolus; Holliday junction resolvase complex
Molecular function (GO): crossover junction DNA endonuclease activity; DNA binding
Source: RefSeq, marked validated
ACUUCCGGGUCUUGCGGACAAUUCAAAGAGUGGCGGGAGCAGUAGCAGGCAGUUCAUUUGAGAGCUCUAAUGGGUUGAUGGCUCUAAGAAGGUUAUCCCUGUCUCGCCUCUCCACGGAGAGUGAUUCUGAGGACCUGCCCACAUUUGCCUUUUUGAAGAAGGAACCAUCUUCAACCAACAGGAAGCCACCUCAGAGGGCGAAGAACAUAGUGGUUGUCACCUCAGAUUCUGAAGCCUCCUGUCCUCCAUCACCAGGCCUCAAAGGUCCACCAUGUGUCCCCAGUGCAGCUGGAGCUCCCCCACAAGCAGGGCCAGUCAGAGUGCUAAGCAGUAGCAGUGAGGACGAAGAUGUAUUUGUCCCCCUAGCUGAGAGGAUCACAUGUAAGCUUUUGACGAGCAAGCAGCUGUGCCCUGAGCUCUCUAGCUCCUCACUUAAAACAGGUUUGGAUGGCCAAAAUAAUGCCAGCGCACCAUGUGACUGGAAAAGGCAACCAUGGCCAAAGAUUCCCGAUGUUCCCCUCCACGGUGCCUUAGAGAAGAGUGCUGCAAAUGAUGAGGACUCUCUCUUAGACGAUCAGUGUCGUCAGCUUCCAACCUACCAGGCUACCUGCAGGGAGCUGGCAGUCUCCAAAACAAAUUCCGACCGACCUCUACCCAAGAAGAGAACCAAGCAUAUUCAGACGGUCCAGAGCGGAGGCUCUCAGGGAUGCUGGCGACCGGGACAGGCAAGCAGGAAGGAAAACACCCCGAGGCAGCAUGAAAGAAAAAAGAAGGCAGAGAUGAUCAAGAGGCUCAAAGCCCAGAGGCCAGAGGAAUGCCUGAAGCACAUCGUGGUGGUGCUGGAUCCAGUGCUUUUACAGAUGGAAGGUGGGGGCCAGCUCCUGGGAGCGCUGCAGGCCAUGGAGUGCAGCUGUGUGAUUGAAGUCCAGGCCAUACCUCGAAGCAUCACUUGGAGGAGGAGGAGGACAGAGCUGGUAGAGUUGCCUGUUGCAGAGAGAGGAGCAACUGGUAGCAUCCCUUUCCCCUGCCUGAAUGAGGAUGGAGAUGACUGGAUGGAAGAGCCAACAAUCCUGGUGUUGGUCCUGGCAGAGGUCUUCAUGUCCAUGGCCUACAACUUAAAGCAGGCAAGUCCUAGCAGCACCGAGAAAGGGAAGGAGACCCUUCGGAGCUUUGUAACUGAUGUCACAGCAAAGACGGGGAAAGCAUUGUCACUGGUGAUUGUGGACCAGGAGAAAUGCUUCAGGCCUCAGAAUCCCCCGAGGAGAAGGAAAUCAGGAAUGGCAAAUAAACAGGCCAAAGCGAAGCAUCAGCAGAGGCAAGAGUCUAGCACGGGACUCAUGGUGUCCAGGGCAGACAUGGAGAAGGCACUGGUGGAUCUGCAGCUUUAUACAGAAGCCCAGGCGUGGAUGGUGCAGAGCUGGAAGGAGCUGGCGGACUUCACCUGUGCAUUUACAAAGGCUGUGGCUGAAGCACCCUUCAAGAAGCUCCGGGAUCAAGUCACCUUUUCCUUCUUCCUGGAGAAAGACUGGGCUGGAGGGAUGAAAGUGGACCAGUCCGGCAGGGGACUGGCACUGAUCUGGAGGCGGCAGAUCCAGCAGCUGAACCGAGUCAGCUCGGAGAUGGCCAGUGCUAUUGUGGACGCCUAUCCCUCACCACAGCUCCUGGUGCAGGCUUAUCAGCGGUGUUUCUCUGAGCAAGAACGUCAGAAUUUGCUGGCUGACAUACAAGUGCGACGUGGGGAAGGUGUGACAGCCACCUCCCGCCGUGUUGGGCCAGAAUUAUCCAGGCGGAUCUACCUUCAAAUGACCACAGCGCAACCAGAUCUCAUCUUAGACAGUGUUGACUGAUAUCCCACCUUGGCUAUUGACAGUAGACAGGCCAGAAGUACCUCCUUGGUACAGUUAGGGAGCAAGUCUCUCAUCUCUGGGAACAGAGAAGGCUGAGUCACUUGAAUCUACCUCCACCAUAGCACUCAUGUUCCUCUCCCGGCAAGCGAGAUGCCAUGGACAGCCAUCCCACCCCAUCCCAGUUGACCCUCACAGCACAAAGGAGAAAGGCAGACCACUCAGACAUGGAUUUAAUAAUUGUAGAAAUCCAAGAAAUAAGCAUCAAAUCUCGAAGUCAGAGUGAACUCUUGCCUGCGGGUUGGCUUGACUACGCCCAGCCACUGAGCUGCCUCAACCAGCUAGGGAGCUAUGAUGAGGCUGACUCCUGUUUUCAUGAUGUCACCAUAUGUAUGUAGUAUGUAUUUUGUCUCAAUAAAGCCUUUGUACCAAUGGC